ACAACGCACAUGUAAUCGGGAUUUACGAUUGGUAUACGUCUGAAAAUAAACAAAUAAACGAGGGAAUAAAUUUAAUUUAAAGUAUAAAUAAACUGACUAUCAACAUGAAAACCGCCCUCUUUGUACUCGGCGCUGUUCUCAGCUUUGUUAUUCUCACUAUCGACGCAGCUUCUGUCCAACCAGUUCGCGAGAAGAGGCAUCAUGUCUUCAAUCCCGGUUUUGUCGGUGACUAUUGGUCCGGUCCACAAAUCGGACGAAAUUUUGGUGGGCUGAUCGAAAGUGAAGCGAGUGCAGGAAGCAAAAGUCUCGUGAGGCGUGAGGGUUCAGAAGGCGAAAGUCAUGCAGCCAGUCAUUCCAAUAGUCGUGGUCAGAACGGCUCUGGCAGCGGAUCGAGUGCCGGCAGUAACGCCGCAAGUUCAGCGGGAAACAACGGCGACGGAGCUUACAGUUCGUCGAAUUCGUGGGCAUGGGCGUCAGGAUAGGAAGGAGAAAACGGCUAUCCUAGACGAUAUCUUUACCUUUAAUAAACCGGGAGAAAUAG
This is a messenger RNA of Neodiprion fabricii, 541 nucleotides long. RefSeq names its product hyphally-regulated protein-like. Lineage: Eukaryota; Metazoa; Arthropoda; Insecta; Hymenoptera; Diprionidae. Bases 105 to 482 code for a protein of 125 amino acids. The transcript is spliced from 4 exons. The record is from RefSeq and is a predicted model, not a curated record.